This is a messenger RNA of Acanthopagrus latus (yellowfin seabream), 5365 nucleotides long. RefSeq names its product signal transducer and activator of transcription 6, interleukin-4 induced (gene stat6). The coding region runs from base 716 to 3001 and encodes 761 amino acids. Lineage: Eukaryota; Metazoa; Chordata; Actinopteri; Spariformes; Sparidae. Gene Ontology annotation, molecular function: DNA-binding transcription factor activity, RNA polymerase II-specific; RNA polymerase II cis-regulatory region sequence-specific DNA binding. The transcript is spliced from 20 exons. Gene Ontology annotation, biological process: defense response; regulation of cell population proliferation; cytokine-mediated signaling pathway. The record is from RefSeq and is a predicted model, not a curated record.
CGUACCAAGCACACUAAGGCUUGGUCGUACUUUCUGUUUGAAAGGCGAUUAUUUAACGCCACAUUUUUUGUUGCUGUUGUUGUUCCAAUCUCGGUUACAGAUCAGUUAGCUGACUUUGAAGGCAGCAGGGUGCGUGUCGUUAACCCUUAUCCAGCCCCUUAAUGACAAGCAGACCACUGCUCAUCCAAACCUGAAACAACUGGCGCAUAUGUGGAUCACACACACACACACACACACACACACAGUGUGCCGGGACACACGGUGUCUGUACACAGUGGUAUCGCUGAACAGCAUCCCCGGUGCCUCGCACGUCUCGGUCGUGUGCGAACCUGAACGUGAGGGCAGGAAAUAAAGCGCGCUCCUCCGUGACUGGCACAUCGUGCGUAACAGGGAAGUGAGCCUAACCUACUUUCUGCGCUGCUACAAGUUGUCUGCGUCCGGCUCGGCGCUGAGAGUUAGUUUUUUGUCCGCUCGGUUUUCAAAACUCCAGGAGUCCAUCGGGCUUUUUUUUUUGUUUUGUUUUUGUUUGCUUGUUUGUUUACUACACAGGGGCAACGUCGGCGUUUAACUGACCGAUGGAUGCAGGAAGAGUUUGAGGAGGACAUUCGGGCUGGCAGAGGAUUUAUGAGACAGAGGAGGAGGAGGAAGAGGCGACGGACCACAGCGUCUUUUCAAUGCUUUGAAAUCUAUAUCUGACUUCAAGCCCUGCGCGAUCAUGGCCCAGUGGAUACACAUGUCCCAGAAGAUACAGUGCCUGCCUGAUGACACCAUCAACAGCCUCUACCCCCCAUCCGCCUUCCCCAUUGAAGUCCGACACUUUUUAGCUGAGUGGAUUGAGAGCCAAAGAUGGGAUGAUUUUGCGCUGGAGAAGUUGGAGCAGGAGAGCCAGGCUCAGGCUCUCCUGGAUCAGACCAUCAGCAUGCUGCAGUCGAUUGCUCAGCAGAACGCCAACGUAGUGGACAGGAUGAAGCUGAUGCAGAUCAGCAGGAACAUGACCAUGUUUCAGCAGCAGCCUCUCCAGUUUGGAGUGAUGGUCCGGGAUAUCCUCAGGAAGGAGAGGGUUCUGCUCAGCAUGCCUGCCCAGUUGCCCAACCCUCCACAAUACCCACAGCACCCGAUUAGACAGUCCUCGCACCCCAGCAUGCAGGACGUAGACCACCUGGUUCUGAAGGUGCUGGAUGUCCAGGAAAUCCGACAAAAGAUGCACCACCUGCAAGAAGAACUCAACUGGGAGAGGGAGAACUAUGAGGGGCCGAUGCAACAGAAUGGACUGGAUCCCGCAAAGUCAGAAAUCCAGAAACUCCAGAACCGCAUCCAACAACUGGAGUACAAUGUGAAAGCAAUGGCCACGAAGCGUUUCCAGUUGUUGAAGGAGUCUGUGGACUUUCUGGACCAGUGUCAGACCCGAUUGAUUAGCAGACUGAAGGCGUGGAGGUGGGAGCAGCAUAAGGCCGCCAUCGGACAUCCCUUUGACGAGAACCUAAACCCCCUGCAGACCUGGUGUGAACAGCUGCUCGGGGUGAACGGGAAGCUGAGACAGGAAUUGAUGCUGAUAGGAGAACCGAUCCCAGAGCUCCAGGAAAGGCUGGGUCAACUUCUGCAGGUUCUGAUACAAAGCUCUCUUGUAGUGGAAAAGCAGCCCCCGCAGGUCAUUAAGACCCAGUCAAAGUUCUCCACCACUGUGCGAUAUCUGCUGGGGGAGAAGGUGGCUCCCGGAAAGCCUGUGGUGCUGAAGGCGCAGAUCAUUAAUGAACUGCAGGCCAGGAACCUGGGCAGCGUUCCUGGUGAUAAUGUCGGGGAACUUAUCAACAACACAGCCAUCCUGGAGCACAACACGUCCAGCAAGAGCACAUGUGCCACCUUCAGGAAUAUGUCCAUCAAGAAGAUCAAGAGAGCAGACCGGAAGGGAUCAGAGUCAGUGACGGAGGAGAAAUUUGCCCUCUUGUUCUCGACAGAAAUCUCCAUCACAGGCUGUGACGCUCCCUACAGGAUACAGAUGAUCUCGCUGCCGGUGGUCGUCAUCGUCCAUGGCAGUCAGGACAACAACGCUUUGGCAACCAUCAUAUGGGACUGUGCUUUUUCUGAGGCAGACAGAGUGCCGUUCGUGGUGCCGGAGCGCGUGCCCUGGAGGAUGAUGUACAGCACUCUGAACAGUAAAUUCACCUCUGAGGUCGGCACGAAACACAAUCUGGACCAGUACAACCAGCACUUCCUGGCCCAGAAGAUAUUCGACAAACCCGACUUUGCUGACGACUACAGCAACACAAUGGUUUCCUGGGCCCAGUUUAAUAAGGAGGUUCUCCCGGGACGACCGUUCACCUUCUGGCAGUGGUUUGAGGGCGUGAUGGAGCUGACCAAGAAGCACCUGAAGACCUACUGGAGCGAAGGGCUGAUAUUUGGUUUCAUUGGGAAGCAGCAUCUACACCUGAUUCUCAAAGACAGGCCCAACGGGACGUUCCUGCUUCGCUUCAGUGACUCUGAGAUCGGAGGCAUCACCAUCGCAUAUGUGUCUGCUUCUGAGAAUGGUGGACAGAAAAUCCAGAACAUCCAGCCCUUCACCAAGAGAGAUCUCGACAUCCGUAGCCUUGGUGACCGCAUCCGGGACAUCGGCCACAUAACAUACCUGUAUCCUGAAUUUCCUAAACACGAAGUUUUCAAAAAGUUCUACACAGAGCCUCAACUGCCGCUCAACGGAGGUUACAUCCCUGUGUCGCUCCAAACUAAAGUCGGAGCGGAAGCUAGCUCAGCCACACAACCGUCUCCUGGUAUGGCAGCUGUCGGUGACAACUCUCACAGUAAUGUUCUCUUUCCUGUGCAUCAGUUUCAGCCGCCAUUCAGCCAGUCAGAGUCCAUCCAUCAAGAGAUAAUGGAAACGGCUGCAAGUCCUGGUGUGGACUUCAGUCCAAACCCUCCUGUGGUCUACAGUGAACACAUGACCCCAGCCAGCAACAUGGAUCUGGAUUUGGACACUCUCCUCCAGGAUCUGAGUCCUGGAAAUUAGGAGGAUUCCCCAUCAGUGUUGUUUUCGGAGCACAAGGCAAACAUGAAAUAGAGACCAGAGCCAAGCUUGUCCCUGUGACCUUUGAGGAAAGUGAUUCUGUUUGUGCGCACUUUCCUUCACUUUCAUCAUCCGUCUACAGCCUCAUCUACUUUUGAGUAAAAAUCUUGUUGGAGACAAAUUUGAUUUCCCUGGGACUCAACUCGUCGAAGGCAGGAAAUCAUCAUUUUAAGAACAAAAUAAAACUGAGAACGAACGAGAGGGAAGAGCGCUGUCAUGGCUCUCCGUCACCCCGCCCUGGUGGUUGGUUUAUUGAUGUUGAUUGUCUUUGCUUGUCCAUUUAUACACACUCCCAUGUGUUUUGGAAAAUAAGUGACUUACUGUACAGAUUACAGUGACUUUUCAGAGAGACAGCCAAACAUGCAUGAAAGCAGGUGAGAAGUUUAUUAUUAGUAUAACAUUAGAUUGAUUGGAAAAUGAGUUGCCAAUUAUUUUGACAAUCAAUUAAUGGUUUAAGUAAUUUUUCAAGCAAAUUGUCACACUUUGGCUGUCUCCACCCUCUGCAACUUGCAUUUCUCUGUCAUUUAUGAUAGUAAAAGAAAGAGUCUUUGGGUUUUGGGCCGCGGGCUGAAAAAAAGAAGAUAUUUAAAGAUGCCACAUUUGGCUCAGGGAAAUUGCAAUCUGUAUUUCACGCACUUGAUUUUUGGAUCCAGGAUGAAUUAAUGAAUCAUGGAAAAUAGCAGACAGUGUGACGCCCAUGGCCGUGCAGUAGACCAUCAGCUACUGGAGUCCAUUCCUGAGUUUGUGCUUGUUGCAUGUUUUUUGGUCAUGAUGAGGCCAACAUAUAAUAGUAUUUCCCUGUUGUAUAAAACCCUUUGAUGUGAUCGAAAAGCCUGGCUAAGCCUCAGCUAUCCAGCAGUAACACAGUGUGUGCAUGGUAAGUACUUCAUAUAAUGUUUGUUAGACUGAGCUGUCCUGUGACAUAGUAAAGGAUUAGGAACAUGAAUAAGCUUCUCUAUGACUGUUGAUUGUGAUACUACAUCACACUGAUGGACAGAUGGCAGUGGUGGUGAUGAUAGUGGUGGGAACUGCUCAUAUUAUAUCUGUCGACUUAAAGAACUAGUCGUGUGCAUUCUUUGAUAUAUAUAUAUAUUUUUAGAGCUUUUGUCAGUUAAUUUCAGCCAGUGAUUGUUGUCCGUUUUGUAAGAAUGUAUCGAGUCCAACUAAGUGGGAAUCCAUGUUACUGGUUGCAUUGUUUAGAUUCUAUAUUUCUCUGUUUAGUCUACACUUCACUCAUUGGGGUGAUAAAACUGAUAAGUAGUGGUAAGUCAGUAUAUUUACAGACAGUUUUUCCUUCAUUAAGUGCAAAUUCUCAAAUCUUAAGUAACAACAUGUUGUCUGUGAACUCUUCCCUCUUUGUAACCUAUCAACCAAUCAAGUCAAGGGUUUGUAAUGGAAGGUUCUGGUUGCCCACUGCCCACUUUAAUGGAGUCUCGUCUGUUGAUGUGCCAUUUAAAUAUUUUUUGUGUCGUUAGAGUUGUGUAAUCUUAAAGCUUAAAGGAGACAUAUUAUGCUUUUUCAUUUUUCCCCUUUCCUACAGUGUGUUAUAUAUGUUCCUAUGGAUGUAAAAGAUCUUGAAAGUUAAACAGGUCGAACUCCGCACAGAAAACGCUGCUCCGCGUCAGUAGUCUUUAAGCCUGUGACUUUGUGACGGCACACGUCACCAUGUCACACAUUUGCGACAUGUAAGAAUUGAUUUCACACAGCUGUUCUGUUGUGGUUAGCAGCGCUGGCUCAGGCUUGAGCUGAAAGAGAGAGUUUGAGACAGAGGUGGAGUACAGUGCUGCAGCACAGGACAGUAUGAGUAAACCAAUGUUUCUUUUUUUGAGCGUUAAAACAUGUAAACCCAUUCUAGCAGUAAAGAAAUUGUGAACCUGAAAAUCACAUAUCUCCUUUAAAAUCUCUCAGGGCUAAAGUGCAAAAUAAAUUAGCACUCUAAAUGAAAAGUAAAGAUCAGUGUUGUAGUUAAUUGGAAGCAUAAUCAAUUCUGACGGGAGAUGCAGGAUCAGCUUUAAAUCUAACUUUCCUCUGAUUUUAGCAGCUUUUUUCACACCUGAAUGUAUAUAAUAAAACAAUUUUAAUAACUAUUCUUUGGUUUUAUGAGAAGCUGAACCUUCCAUCACAGUCAGUGUUGUUCCUGUAACAAUACGUUGGUGUGUUGGAAGUACCAUGUUGCACGCAUGUUUGCUGGAUGAUAACCUUUAAUAUCUUGUGGAUUGACUUUUCGAUAAAAUCAUUCCGAGGCUACUACUACAAUCUAUGUAAUCUUUUAACCAUUAUGACAAAUAAAUUUUCUUCUUCUUCUUC